GAGUUGGUGCAGCCGUUCUGCGCUUGCGCGGAAUUAUUAUCAAAUGGAGCGCACGGCAAAAAUACUCAUUUUUUUGCAUGUCCGCACGCAUUUAGGGUAUAAUGUGCACAAUAUACUGACUAAAGGUUAGGGUUAGAAUCACCAUGGUUACAAAAUAUAUACAUUUAAGGUAUUUUUGUUCAAAUUUAGUUAAUCCGGUAUAUACCGGAUUCUGUAAUAUAUCACGGGCGCACCAACUCUGUAUUUAGUCACAGCCUAUUUUUAACAUGUUCAAAACUUCCGGGUAUUAACCAAUAAAGAAUUUCCCCUCAAAAGUUUGUGUGACACAGGUUUACCGAUGAUGUUAAUAUGUCACAUUAUGUGGAGAAUUUUACAGGUUGACCAAGUAUGGGAUGCGAGAAAAAGUUCCAUCCAGACAAAUCGGAAACCGACCAGUCACCUGUACUAAGCCCACGUGGAACUGAAUGCCAAGCUGAACGCGAUUACCCUAAUUCUGUUACUGUUUAUAAUCCACUCAAAUCUGCAUCUCAACAAUGUGUAAAUAGCUCUAAUUUUCAAAAGAAUUAUAAAAUGGCAUCAGAUAACAAUGCAUCAGAUGGGAAGAAUCGUGGCCAAGACAGUGUUCGUGAACCUGUUGAGAGUACAGAUGAAACAAUUAGUGAAAUUGUUGAAACAAAUAGUAAAUCUGAAGAUGAAAAUGAGGUUGACAAUGUUGCCAAUCCCGAAAUUGAAACUGCAAGAACGGAGAAUAAUAACAAAGAAGAAACAAACAUUCCUAACCGUGACAAUGGUGACAUAGACAAUAUAAGGAGUGAAUCAACUAACGUAAUGGUGUCUGAUGAUAAUAAUACAAAACUUGUUAAUGCAACAGAACAAAUGAAUGUGGAAGAUGACGACGAAAAACAAAAAGAAAGCGAACGCCUGCCAGUUGCAUCACAUCCAGUUGAAGUGAUAGCGCAAUCGUCAUCUGAAGAGAACACAGCUAGUAAUGGACCUCUGUCUGAAAAUAAUAUUCAGUUAGAAGUUCUAAACAGAUUAGAAAGAUUAAAAGAUCAACUCGACACAUUAACUGACAUUCCACCAAUUUUGUUUGACGUGUCUCUAAACUGUUUAAAACCCAGUACAAUCGAAUAUAUGUCUUAUCAUCUAGACGUAGAUAAUGACGUUCUUUCACCGGAUGAUAAAUGUAAAGACUAUCGUGGAAUGGCGGAAUGGAUCGGUCUUGAAAACAUUUUCAUAAAGUAUAUAUCUCGCUCAUCAUUUAUGUUAAAGACUCGAGAGGUGCUAAGUAAAUGGCUUACAAUCGAGGUGGAACCUCUACCCACUCUGAAGAAUCUAAGAGACUGUUUACUAGCAAUAGACCGGCCAGAUGUACUUGAAGAUAUGUCAAUUAAAAUGGCACGAGAUGCAGUGUCAUGGAAAAUGACCCAGUUUGAAGCCAACACAAAGAAACAGUCUCGCAAAGAAGACACAUCAUGGCAACUUACACGACAUGACGUGGUGUCAGGGAAGAAGACUAUGUAUACAGCCUGCCUGCUCUAUGCCGACGAGGACGAGCUGAUGGCCCAGCUAAUCACCAAGUUGUACAAGACAGCUUAUAAAGACGCUUUGUUCUUCCUGCCACAGUUUGAUUUGAAGCACGGGAAAUAUGAAUUAGACACGACUGCACGAGUAAUUGAUGAAAGAUGCGAUAAAAAGGUGGUGUUCUUGUUGUCGGAGUAUUUCUAUGCUUCACAUAUCUGUCAGUUUGCUGUAAAUUACGCCGCGAAUCAUGGUACUGGACACGGAAAUCUGAUACCAUUCCAUUUGACGAGAAAUGUCAACGCUGUCCCCAAUGUCCUGAAAGGAAUAGCUGGUAUUCGGUGGUUCAGGAAAGGGACUAGACAGCAUACGUGGCAGGUACUCAGCGACAGCCUUUUAGCCGAGAAACUUCAAAACGUAGAACUCCUUGCAGAUAUAAAAGAGAGAAUUGGGAAAAUGGUUGAAAAAGACAAAGAAUAUUACCUACAGGAUCCACCCUACGAUGAUGAUGUUGAACCACCUGGUGAACCGAUUGAAGUUAUCGAACCAGAAGGGUCCUCCAGUAUGCCAUCUUCUAUAGAUCUUGAAUUUCAGAGGUUGAAAAUCGAGGAAGAGUUGCAAAGAACGAAGAAAAAAUCUAAGUGGAAAAUUAUGAGGCAAAUAGGAAGAGCUAUCUUUGAAAAAAUAUUACCUUUCAAUCCUCAUCAUGGCAAAUGUCAUAGUUCGUCCCCAUCACCGAACAUGACUGAGACUGAACUGAGGACGUUUAAAGUAAGCGGGACAGAUUCCAAAAAUGACAAUUCGGUUAACAGUUUGACAUAUUCAAUGCAAAAGGAACGUGACACUGAUGACGGCAGCGAGUUGGGUGCAGUAGGAGGGGAGGACAUAAGUCCAAAGUGUAAUGAUCUGAAUAUAGACGCUGAAUCUCCAAAAACGUACACGCCUAAAGAAGCUCUCAAUAUUCCUGAUUCAGAGAGCAUGGUCAUGAAACCAAGAACGGUCAGCCUCAGGGAAAACAAUAGCUCGUUAUGUUCUCAGCGUGAACCUGAGAAUGUUACAAAGUUAUCAAAUGGAAGUUCUAAACUAGAUAACACAAACUACUCAGACAUGAAAGGUAAGGAUAAGCAAAGAAACUAUUCUCGUAAAACAACCAGCUCAUACGAGAAGAAAACAAUGAACUGCGAUGGAGAUAAAGCAGAAAGAGAGACGCUUAUUUGCAAAGAGAGCCAUAAGGAGACCGUAUUAGAUACAUGUGAUGAUGUUAAACAAACGGAUGCUCUCAUGGCUGGCUAUAACCAAACAUGAACAAAGGCGUGCAAGGGUGAAAAGGUUGAAGCUUACACAGUUCAACAUAAUACUGUAAAAGCAGAAAAUAUAUGCAUACUAGUUCUAGUGUUUUUCUUCGAAAAUAUUUUGACUGAACGUUAUAGAUAUUUAUUUGUUUCGAUGGAAGACUGAACUUUAUUUUAUUGAGUGAGCGUCAUGCAUUAUAUUUUUGAUUUUUGAUUCUACACUUGUAUCGAGGCUUCGAACUAACAUCAGCAGUGAGAGGCAAUUGAUUCGAUGUCGGUGUUCUUUUUUAGCCCACCAUCAUCAGAUGGUGGGCUAUUCAAAUCACUCUGCGUCCGUUUUCCGUCCGUCAUUCCGUCCGUCCGUCCGUCCUUCCGUCCGUCCGUCCGUUAACAAUUUCUCGUUAUCGCAUCUCCUCAGAAACUAAUAGGGGGAUUUUGACCAAACUUUGUCAGAAUGAUGUAUUUGUACCCUAGUUGUGUACCCCUGAAAAUCAGACUGGUUCAACAAUUUUUGAGUGAGUUAUGGCCCUUUGUUUAUUUCUAUUAUUUACACAGAUUUAUAUAGGGAAAAAAAUUGAAAAUCUUCUUGUCCGUAACCACAGAGCCUAGGUCUUUGAUAUUUGGUAUGAAGCAUCAUCUAGUGGUUCUCUGCCAAGAUGAUUAAAAUUAUUUCCCUGGGGUCAAAUAUGGCCCCGCCACGGGGGUCACAUGGUUUAUAUAGACUUGUAUAGCUAGGGCUUUGAUGUUUUGUAUGUGACAUCAUCUAGUGGUCUUCUACUAAGAUUGUUCAAAUUACCCCCCUAGGGUCAAAUAUAGCCCCGCCCUGGAGGUCAUAUGGUUUACAUAGACUUAUAUAGGGAAAAACUUUGAAAAUCUUCUUGUCAAAAACCGCAGGGCCUAGGGCUUUGAUGUUUUGUAUGUGACAUCAUCUAGUGGUCUUCUACUAAGAUUGUUCAAAUUACCCCCCUAGGGUCAAAUAUGGCCCCGCCCUGGGGGUCAUAUGGUUUACAUAGACUUAUAUAGGGAAAAACUUUGAAAAUCUUCUUGUCCAAACCACAAAGCCUAGGGCUUUGAUAUUUGUAAUGUAGCAUCAUCUAGUGGUUCUCUACCAAGUUUGUUCAAAUUAUCCAUAUAGGGUCAAAUAUGGCCCGUCCUGGGGGUCACAUGGUCCAUAGAGACAUACAUAGGGAAAAGCUUUUAAAAUCGUCAAUAACCUACAAUAUUCAAAUUUGGACCACAUAUAUAGUUUUGAGUGGCAAGAUGAACCUUGACUUGAGUUGACGUUGAUUUUGACCUAGUGACCUACUUUCACAUUUCUGUAGCUACAGCCUUCAAAUUUGGACCACAUGCAUAGUUUUGUGCACUAGAAAAAACUUUGACCUUGACAUUGACCUAGUGACCUACUUUCACAUUUUUGAAAGUACAGGCUUCAAAUUUGGACCACAUGCAUAGUUUCGUGUUCCGAAAUGAAAUUUGACAUUGAUUUUGACCUAGUGACCUACUUUCACAUUUCUCAAGCUACAGCCUUCAAAUUCGGACCACGUGCAUAGUUUUGUGUACCGAAAAAAAACUUUGACCUUUACAUUGACCUAGUGACCUACUUUCACAUUUUUGAAGGUACAGGCUUCAAAUGUGGGCCACAUGCAUAUUUUUGUGUUUCGAAAUGAAAUUUGACCUUGAUUUUGACCUAGUGACCUACUUUCACAUUUCUCAAGCUACAACCUUUAAAUUUGGACCACAUGCAUAGUUUUGUGCACUGGAGAAACUUUGACCUUGACAUUGACUUAGUGACAUACUUUCACAUUUUUGAAGGUACAGGCUUCAAAUUUGGACCACUUGCAUAGUUUUACGUUCCAAAAUGAAAUUUGACAUUUAUUUUGACCUACUGACCUAGUGACCUACUUUCACAUUUCUCAAGCUACAACAUUCAAAUUUGGACCACAUGCAUAGUUUUGUGUACCGAAAAAAACCUUGAUAUUGACAUUGACCUAGUGACCUACUUUCACAUUUUUGAAGGUACAGGCUUCAAAUUUGGACCACAUGCAUAGUUUUGUGUUUUUGAAAUGAAAUUUCACCUUGAUUUUGACCUAGUGACCUACUUUCACAUUUCUCAAGCUACAGCCUUCAAAUUUGGACCACCUGCAUAAUUUUAUGUACUGAAAUCAACUUUGAUCUUCAGAAUGACCUAUUGACCUACUUUCACAUUUCUCAAGCUACAGGCUUUAAAUUUGGACCACAUGCAUAUUUUUGUGUUCUGAAUUGAAAUUUGACAUUGACUUUUACCUAGUACCUACUUUCACAUUACUCAAGCUGCAGCCUCCAGAUUUGAAACACAUGCAUAGUUUUGUAUACUGAAAUGAACUUUGACCUUGAAAUUGAUCUUGUGACCUACUUUCACAUUUCUCGAGUUACAGCUUUCAAAUUUGGACCACAUGCAUGAACCACAUGCACAGUGUUGUGUACUGAAAUGAUUUUGAUUUUGACAUUCAGCUAGUCGUGAAAUUGGAACACUCAAAAAUUGCUCAGUGGUGGGCGCCAAGAUCACUCUGUGAUCUCUUGUUUAGUAAGGGGAGGUUCUGAGUUCGUUCUAGUCUUGCAAUGUAGGCGUAUAGUAUUAUUUUACUUCAUCUGAUGUAUAGCACUGCUUACAGCUGUGAUAUAGCUACAAGAAUAGGACUCAAAAGCUAUAUAUGUAUCAUAUACGUAACAGAAUGAUCGAGAGGAUAUUUUUAGAAAUGGUUACGAGAAAAAAUGAACCAGGUUGUCUCCACCAUUUGUGAAUUGAUUUCAAGAUUAAAUAAGUCCAUUUCUUUUUUUAAAUGAUUGUAUAAAACAAUUUAUCACAUGUUUGACGUCGCGGGAGUGUAAUAAAGCCAUCACAUAAAAAUGAUAAUACACUAGUGUAAUAAACCUUUGACGUCGUCGUCGUUUAAAAUACAGGAAACGUUGGUCAACUUAACUUGUUUUUAAUAGCUUAAGAAAGAAUAUUUUUUGAUGUUUUGGUAGAUAAAACUAACAUGUGAUAAAAAGGAUAUUACAUUUGUGACUUUCCAAAUUGAAUUUAUCAAACUCGUUGAAUAAAAUUGAUAAAAUGCUCGGCAGAGCCUCGCAUGUUAUUAUUUUAUUUAACUCGUUUAAUAAAUUCAAUAUGAAAAGACACUCAUGUAAUAUUCUCUAUAUUUAUAUUAGGCGAAUCGUUGAACCGUUUUAUAGCUGACUCCUGAUUCAUUUAAACUGAGUAUAUAUGGUAUUUGUUUGUUUCAGUGUAAGGUUGAAAUAACUUUUAUGAGUAAACAUAGAUGCAAUAUUUAUACGAGUGGCAUAGCAACGAGACGAGAGAAAAUGUUAGAUGUGGUGUUCAUGAGUGAAAGAUAUUUUGAUAUUACAUUUUAAACAAACACAUUUUCUCUUUUUACCUAUUUUAUACAUCCUUAACAAGUGAGAAAUAUAUUUAAUAUUUUUCACUGGUAAAAUAACAGAUAUAUUUCACUCUUAUAUUUCAAUAAAUCUCUGAAAAUUAUGUUAUAAACAUUCAAUUAUUUACUGUCCAGUGAUUAUUGAAAAUAGAAGUUGUCAAUUAGAAGUCAUUAGUAGUUACACUUCAUCUCUGUAUUACAAAUUUCUACGUAUGUGUAGAUUGUAGAUGUUUUUUUAUUUCUUAGUUUUUCCAAAAACGUUAUACAGUCAUUGUCCCUUUAUAUUGGCAUGUCACAAGUUAAGGUAGGGUUGAUUAUAUUUUAUUAUGUAGUACAUCUAUGACUAUCUGUCUAUUUUACUUAAUGGUAACAUGGCCACAUUCAAAUCGCUAGAUUUUCUGAAUUUGACACGCCUUUUUUUAGCAAGGGGAAGGUAUCUUGGGCCCGUUCUUAGUACAAAAUUAGAACUUAGGGAGUAAGGUGUUUCACGAACGUCCGUUUUAACUAUUCGGCUAUUAGAAUCUGAACCGAAGAAAAAUCAAGUAGAUCUGUCAAAAAAUCGAAUGAAUGACAUCACUGAAUUCUGAAAAAAAUGUUUUAAAUGGGGUGAAACUUAUGAACUUUUGUAAAACAUGUCCCUGGCAUAUAGAUUUAAGUCUUUAAAAAGUUAGGUAUUUGCAAUAUGGAUCUGGACUGGUAUUCAUAAAGCUCCUAAGGGAAAAUUUUCCCUAAGGGACUAACUAAGGGAAAAGUUCCAAAGCAUUUUUGUGGACAAUCGUCGAGAUAGUUGGAAUGUCUAAUAAUAUUGUCACAUACAGUCUGGGAUAGUAAUGAAGAUUAUCAAUAAAUCUUAUAAAGUCUA
This is a messenger RNA of Mercenaria mercenaria, 7091 nucleotides long. RefSeq lists its product as uncharacterized. The transcript has 7 exons. The coding region runs from base 388 to 2826 and encodes 812 amino acids. The record is from RefSeq and is a predicted model, not a curated record. Gene Ontology annotation, molecular function: protein binding. Lineage: Eukaryota; Metazoa; Mollusca; Bivalvia; Venerida; Veneridae. Gene Ontology annotation, biological process: signal transduction.